This is a messenger RNA of Belonocnema kinseyi, 4398 nucleotides long. RefSeq lists its product as uncharacterized. The transcript is spliced from 4 exons. Bases 330 to 3524 code for a protein of 1064 amino acids. NCBI's taxonomy places the organism in Eukaryota, Metazoa, Arthropoda, Insecta, Hymenoptera, Cynipidae. The record is from RefSeq and is a predicted model, not a curated record.
CCACUUGAGUUACUGCCGUGCCGUUGCCAUUUGAAAAGAAUAUGGGGAGGCGUUGAAAGUUUGUUAAUUUUUGUGUAGAUUGUCGUGGUCUUGUGUAUAACUAGUUGUGUUUUAUCAUCUGGAUAUUGGAUUUAAGUGUUUCUGGAGCACACGAAAGUUUUAUACUAAUAAUAACUGUUGCAGGCUAACAGAUAAAAUUGGUACACCAGUGUUAUUAAAAAAAAUGAUCAUCUCUAAAUCCUGUGAUCUGGCAUAAACGAAUUAUUUGUUGAUCGCUAAAGUGUUUUAGUUAUAUAUUGAAAUAAAGCGGCAGAUUAUAUCCAAUAAACAUGUACAAUAACCAAAGUCUAGAUGACAGAGUGAGAGGUAGCGUUAAUCACGAACGGUACGAUGUUCAAAGUGAAGGAACCGGAAGAAGAUACGUAAUGAAAUGGAGUCCUCAAGAAGACAUGAAAUUUUAUUCUAAAAGUCGCUACGGUUCACCAAGAAUGCUUAGUAGAUCUGUGCCGAGAAAAAACAAAAAUCUGGCUCGAAUCAGAAUAAACAGGUCUUUGAACUUCGAUGCUGGAAUUGUCAAAAGAGAUUUAAAUUUUAAAUCUCCUAAUUCUAGUUUAGAUAGUAUUUGCUGCGAUGACGAUAACCAAUUGUCCGAGAAGCAACUCUCAAGAUCGGCGAAGAUCAUGAGAGCCUUGAAUUUGAGUAGCAGUCUUCACAGCUCUGCAAAAAAGAAAGUUAACAAAACCCUGAACUUCGAUAUGAGUCCGAGUCCGAAACAACUAUCAAGCUACAGUCGCAGUCCUUGCAAUAUUGUACAUUUAAAUUUGAGCACAUCUUCUCCCAAGAUCAGCAAAACCUUGCAUUUUGAUUCGAGUCCUGCCGAAUCCAACAUCAGUAGCAUAUUGGGUACUUCUAUCGAGUCCAUCGACGAGAAUCAAAACCAAACGCCAUCUCAAAGAAGAAGGAGCGCGAAAAAGUCUCUGAAGUAUCUUACACCCCUCAGAAAAUCAAGUAUUGGUUCUUCUGAUUUCAACGGCAAGUCGUCUAUGCUUCGUGCCGAACUUAAAGAAAAAAUUGACAAUAUCAUACAAGUGGCGACUCCGAAUUUGCAGACUUUGAAGAAAAGUAACAAAAAGCCUGGUUUUGUUGAGGAAGUCUUUGUCAGCACUCCCAAGAAUUUGUUCAACGACUUUGUCGAUGAAGACCGCGGAGGAUCGAAAACUCCUAAUAAUAAGAUUCGGCUCGUUCCUGAAAGCAUGAGUGCGAUUAAGAAGAGUCACAAGAAGGAAAGGUUUUCACGUCGAUUAGACACUGGCGUUGAUGUGAUGACGAAUGAGGCUUUGGAAAUCGAAUUGACCGAGAAACUGGAUAAUCAAAAACAACGACGAUCUGUAACACCUCCAGUGCAAGAAGAUCUUCAGAAUUCGAGUUACGACGUGAAUUCUAUCAAACGAUCUCACAAGAAAGAUAAGAGCCAACGGAAAUUGCCCUUGUAUCGUUCGGAGGACGAACUCUCAGAAUCAGGAUCAAUUUUCGAUUAUUCUGGGAUCAAAGACAUCUCUAGUUCCUGCGAAGCUGAUUUGGAUCAUUUUGAAGGCGAGAGAAACAAUGCCACAGGAAACAGCCCAACUGAUAUGGAACUUCUUGAAGAUAAAAUGAUUCUCACACCUGUAAAGUUGAAUUAUGAGAGUGAUUCAGAGAUAGAAAAAAUUAACGAUUCGGUACAAGAUUUUACUAGUCCAAAAUCAGAAAAAAACAAGGUAGUAAUACGUAUCACUUCUCCAACUACUCCUACGAAUGGAGCUUCGCCAACAACUUCAAAAACUCGUCCAACUAACCAAGAAUCGCCUGAAAAUGCUCGACCUUCAACUCCAAAAAAUCGGUUUGAUUUUCUGCAACGUGUGAUAGGAAGUUCUAUUAAAAAGUCACACAAGAAAAUCAAGGAUGAAAAUAAGAAGAAACUUUUAAAGCCCAGAAUGCUCCAAGACGGUCUUGAUGUUCCCAAUCAAGAUAGUCGGGAACAUCCAGGUUUAAAUAGCGAAGAGCCAGAGGCUUCUUGUUCGAAAAAUAAAGAAACACAUAUUUCGUUAUCCAGUAAUCGAGCCGCCACUCCCGAUAAUAUAAAUUCCAGUAGGCUCUUACUGCCUCAGUUUAGUUCUGUUAAGAAGUCUCAUAAGAAGGACAAGACUAGUAAAAUUCUAUCCAGCUUUGCCAGACGACAGAAGAUUUUCAGUUACGAUAAAGAAAGAUUGUCGAGUUCAAAUUGUGGGGCCAGAAAUUCUAGUUCGCUGGCGAACGAUUUCAAGAGCUACUCCUUGCAGCAAAUCGACGGUAGAUCUAGUGAAACUGCGAAUGACGGAAUUUCGGAGAUUGACAAAAUCCAAAGGUCUCCUCGUUCGACUGAUUCUUCCCCUAAUAAGAGAAAACUGUCUAGUUCCUUUGAUUUAGAUGAAGCUUGCACUCCACUUUCAAUGGACGAUUCGGUUUCUAUUAAUUAUGUAACUGCGGAAGAGGAAUUUAAAAUUUUCACACCCAUAAAGAAGAGGAGAGCAGCUCCAACUAGAAGAUUGUCCGAUUGUGAAUACGAAUUUGAGGAUAUUCCCUUGGACAACUUUGAAGAUGUUCCCUUGACAAGAUGCACGACUCCAGUUUUAGACCAAAGCAGACUUAUGGACUCUAUCGAGGACAAUUUUUUUACGCCCGAGAGAAGCACUUAUGCCCUACAUGUUUCCGCGGAACCAAGGGGAAAGUCUACUCCGAAAAAUAGGUUGACGGCGGAAUUAAUGUCGAAUGUUAAUUCUAUUAAACAAUCCCACAGAAAAGAUAAGAAGGGAAGUAAACUUUCUUUCAAGAAUGAAUCCGCUCGGCUGGAUAUCGAGGCGGAAACACGUUUUGGUGAAAUUAAUUCACCGUUACUUAGACCCCCAUCUAAUUUUUUGACUCCGGAUUCCAGUCUUCUUAGCGACAAUGUUAGUGAUGGAAGCUUCAGAAACGUAUCGCUCAUGGCUUCUAAGUUUUUGCAAUCCUAUCAGUCCGAGCAUUCUAAACCAUCAACGAGUUCUGAGAGCAGAGAGGACAAUGAUGACGGAGAAGGAAAGAAGACUUAUAAUUUGACCACAACGCCUCCGAAUCUCAUGAAGACAAAGGGAUAUUUAAAAAUUUUGCAGAAUGAUUCCAUUAAGAAAUCACAUAAGAAAAAGAGGCAAGAAUUGAGACACAGUAUGCUGUUUCAAGAUCCAGAAAUAUCGGAUGAUGGAUCUAUUUUUUCGGAGGAAGACAGAGUUGAGGACUUUUCAAUGGACCGCGCGAUGAACAGAAAGAGUUCUGGAAAAAGCUUGACGGAAAGUCGAGUCACGGUCGUUGUCAACAUGAACGAGAGUCUAUUUGGAGAUAAUUUAAAUAAAAAGAGACGAUCAUUCCAGCAUCCAAACCCAUACAAUCGCACUGAAAACUCCUCAGACGAUGGUUCAAUCUUCGAUUCAGACGAAAAAUUGGAGGACAGAUUCAACGAUUUUAACGAAUUGUAAAAAUUCGAUGAAACUCACGAGAGUAUAAACUGUGACUUGUAUAGUAAUUACGAUAGCUUUCAACUAUUUCUCCUAUUAUAGAUUUUCUUUAUAGAUUCACAGUAAGGCUUUUUAGUUGAUAUAAGUUCACAGAUCGUAGGAACUAUUUUUGUUAAAUUUAGUAAUCACUAAUUUGUGACGUAAGUGUAUAAAGAUUGAUCCGUAUUGUCUUUAUUAGUUUGCGCUGAUGUUAACAAUUAUGGAGAUACUUGUUGAAAUAUGAUUGGUGGUAUGUGGUAUAAAGGACAGGUAAAUUAAGGUGAAAUUACAUUUUUGUCAAUUGUUUGAAAUAUUACCUGUAAUUGUAACUAACUUCGCGAUAACGCUACUUCAAUUAAAAAUGGUUGAUGAAUUGUUAACUGGUAAACUUUUUCACCUAAUAAUCAUUAACUACUUGUUAAUAUUUAAUUGUCAUUUUCUUAAUUAUGAGUAGAGUUGAUAUAGAUCAUUGAGGGUUCGAAUUGUGCAUUUCUACAUGUGCUCUCCACUAACGCGAGUUCCUCGUAAAAAGCGUAUGUAGAUUUCAAGGAAAAACAGUAACCAAUCAGACAUACUAUAAUCUCUAAAUCCUGAAUGCGUGUUAGGCGAUUAGAUUUUAUAGUAAUUUUAACUUUGCUGAUUUUUGAUGUAAGACAAAGAUUCACAAUUAGAGUAGGUUAAAGUGGAUGGGAACAUUUUUAGCAGGUAAAAUAAUGUUGUGAUACUUGAAUUCUAUUAAAAAACUACUUUUAUAUACAAUAGAGUUUCUAAGAUAUUGGUUAUGUUGCGCGGACGUCUAGCGCCUUCAGAAAUUGAUGCUGUAUAUUGAAGUAAUAAAUAUUCGAAUUGCCUAUUA